AUGGAGGAAUAGGAUUAGGAAAGCGCAAAUAGCAUAAGUCUAGAAUAGAAUAUUAAAGAACAUUUUAUUCUAGCUUUAACUAAUUUUAUUUAUUUGAAGCUUUAAAAUCUAAUUAGCAUUAGAUUGCAUAAAGUUGAAAAAGAUAACAUGCUUUUAAUUGCAUCAAAUGUGUCAAACGAAAAUUUUGAAAUAAGGGUAAAACUCAAUAGUGAUAUUGAUGAGCUAUUAAGAGGGCUUUUUUUGGAUUAUCAGAAGAAUAACAAAAGGGUUAAUGAACCUAAGCUGCUCUGUGUAGAAGAAUCUUGCAAUAUUAAUGAAAAAUAAGACUAACUAUCGCAAAUUAACAAAAACGUUUUUAGUGACGCAUUUUUUAACUAAAAAAUUGAAUCUUAUGAAGUAGUAGUUAGCUAAAUGCAAGAAAAGUUAAAUGAUUCAGCAGAAGAUUUACUGGAGUUUGAAAGAAUAUAUCAUUUUUAAGAUAUUUAGGAUAACUAUUAAGAUAUUAAAAUUUUAGAAGUAGAAAAUGGUAUGAAAUGCAUGGAUAUAAAAUAGGCAAACGAAAUAGGAAUGUAAAUAUCGAAAUGCUAAUAGCUUUAAGCACUAACUCUGUAUCUUUUUCGUAAUUAGAUAUCAAUUGACGAUAUUCAAGCCUUAGGAUCUAAUCUAAUAAAAUGUUAGUAAAUUACAAGACUGAGCUUAGACUUAAGAUGGAAUUUGUUAAGCUCUGAAGGUUCCUAAUCCUUAGGAAUGUAGAUUGGUUCAUUUCAAUAAUUAAAAGAUUUAAAUCUUUUGUUAUAAUUGAAUUCAAUAGAUUCUUAAGGAAUAAAAGACCUUGUUGAAAAUAUUUCUAAAUGCAAUUUUUUACAAAAUCUGAAAAUUGACUUAGAUGAAAACUUAAUUGGUGAGAAAGGCUGCUUUUUUCUUGGAUAAGGGCUUUCAAAAUGCUUGAAUUUGAAAAAACUAGCCUUAAACUUGAGACAAUGUUGCAUUAAUUCUUAAGGUGCUUCAAAGCUUGUUAAAGAACUUUCUAAAUGUUGCAGUCUGGCUAAUCUUACUCUGGACUUUAAUUUAAAUUAGAUAAGCUCAGAGGGCGCCAUUUUGAUUGGAAAUUAUUUAAGUGAAUGCUAAAAACUAUAAUUUUUCAAGAUUUAUUUAUAUGGAAAUUUAAUAGGCUCUCAAGGAGCUCUUGGUCUAGAAUAGGGACUAUCUAAGUGCUAAAACAUUGAAGAGAUAUCUAUGUUUUUAGAGCGUUGUGGAAUUGAUGGUGAAGGCUUUUAGAAAAUAGGAUCGGGAUUAUCAAAAUGCUCUAAAUUAAAAUAAUUAACCCUUCAUUUAUACGGAAAUAGCAUUAAUUCUGAGAGUGCCUCAGUAUUUAUGAAUGAAAUUUCUAAGUGUUCUAAUCUUACAAAUAUAGACGUUAAAUUGGAGUAGAAUUAAAUCAGUUCUCUAGGAGCUCAAGGUUUGGCAAAAGGCAUUUCCAAACUAAACAAAUUAGAUUGUCUGUCUCUUAAUUUAAGUUUUUCAUAAAUAAACUCUGAAGGGGCAACCUAAAUUGGUAAUGGUAUUGGAAAAUGUCUAAGCUUAAAGCAUCUUUAACUUGAAUUAGACAAUAACAUAAUCUAAUAAGAAGGAGCUGCUGGCUUAGGAUAAGGGUUGUCAUCAUGCAUUAAUAUGCAAAAAUUAAUUUUAAAUUUAAGAUAUAACAUGCUUUGCUCUGAAGGUAUUUAAGGCUUGAUUUCAGGAUUAUAAAAAUGUUAUCAAAUUAAGGAUUUAACUUUAAGUUUAUAAUCAAAUCGUAUAAACUCUCAGGGAGCUAAAUAUCUAGGACAAGCAAUAUAAACGUUUCUAAAUUUGUAAAACCUUCAAAUUUAUUUAAGUUAAAACUUAAUUUAGAAAGAUGGAGCUAUUGAGUUAGUCAAAGGAAUAUCUAAAUGCCAUCGCCUUAAAUAUUUAUCUUUAGAAUUAGAAAACAACAAAAUCAAAUAGGAUGAAAUGAUUCUAGUUGUACCUAAACUAAAAAAGUCAAAAAGACUUACACUGAUUGAAAUUGAUAUCUGA
Tetrahymena thermophila SB210 is the source of this 2058-nucleotide messenger RNA. Its product is annotated as kinase domain protein, putative. The transcript has 20 exons. Gene Ontology annotation, molecular function: GTPase activator activity; small GTPase binding. Gene Ontology annotation, biological process: activation of GTPase activity; nucleocytoplasmic transport. Gene Ontology annotation, cellular component: perinuclear region of cytoplasm; cytosol; nucleus. NCBI's taxonomy places the organism in Eukaryota, Ciliophora, Oligohymenophorea, Hymenostomatida, Tetrahymenidae. The record is from RefSeq and is a predicted model, not a curated record.